Messenger RNA from Physeter macrocephalus (sperm whale), 1403 nucleotides. RefSeq lists its product as uncharacterized. The transcript has 3 exons. Bases 1137 to 1400 code for a protein of 87 amino acids. Lineage: Eukaryota; Metazoa; Chordata; Mammalia; Artiodactyla; Physeteridae. The record is from RefSeq and is a predicted model, not a curated record.
GCUCUUUCUUGGCUUUACCAAAGCACCCUCUACUGCCCCCAGCCAGUCAGCUUCGUCUAUUGUAGUGAUCUUAUUGUCUCUUUUGAUUCCCCUCCCCCAUCCAACCCAGAUGACAAGCUCUCUGAGGGCAGAAUCUGUGCCUGUCUUCUCUGCUGUAUCCUCAUGCCCAAGCACAUCACCCGGCACAUAGUAGUCACUCGAUAAAUAUUUGUUCCUGUUGACUGCAGGAACAAAAAUCACAUGAAAGGAGGUCUCGGCUCAGAGAGGAAGGGCUGUGACCCUCUAACCAUGAAAUGACUUGGCCAAGGUCACUCAGCCAACAAGUAUUCCCAUUGCCUGGCCUGUCUAGACUGGGCCCUCUCUGGAGCCCUAUUCCUCCUCUGCCCAUUAUCAUAAAAAUAGAAUGGGGCAGACAAGAAAGGCAAUUGUCAGAGUAGAAGCCAAGAAGACAGAGAGGAGAGGGGAUUGGCAAAACAGUACUGGACAGCGUCCCAAAACUCUUUUCUUGCUGCCUGGUGCUGAGGUCUCCGUCUUCCCAGGGUGGAGCUCCGAAAUCUGACUCCACCCUUAUAAAAGAGGGUCCGUGCCCUGCCUCUUAGUAAUAAACCCUGACUCCACCCCUUUAUUGAUAGGCUCUGGCUCCACCUUCUGGACUACGCCUCCUCUGAAGAAAUGCCCUGGCUCCGCCCCUUCCGGGUAAUAGGUAAGCCCCACCCCUAGUGCGUGACGGUGUCUCAGUGACGUAACGUACCGGCCUGUUUCCGGGGUGGAGCCAGGGAGGGUGGGCGUUUAGGCUGCGCCGACCCCUCAGUCCCCCUCCAGGUGACCCCAAUCCCCGAAAAUCCUCACCCAGGGCCCCAAAUAUCCCAGCCCCAUGACCUCGAAGGCCUUUGGCUCUAACCUCCUAAAUGCCCCAUGCCCCCAAGGUGGCCGACCGCCCAAUCCCUUAACGUCUAGUGCCUCCCAAAUCUUCAACCCUGUCCCGAUGUGGCAAUUGAGUCUUCCCGGGGGCACCUGUCUCAUAUUACCCAAGAACAAGUCAGACUGGUCCAGAGAAUGACAGAGAAGGGGAUCCGGGAUUGGGGAAUCCUUGAUCCAAUCAUGCCGCUCCCCAGGAGACGUUCGGAACCCAGGACAUGUCGGGAUUGAGGAGAUACGAGGUGGCGCUGGAGGCUGAGGAGGAGAUCUACUGGGGCUGUUUCUACUUUUUCCCCUGGCUGCGCAUGUGGCGGAGGGAGCGGAGCUCAGCGCACCCUCGGGAGCAGAAGCUGGAGCCUCUGCGGGGCCUGAUGAGCUGUCUGUCAAGCGGACUGGGCACUGCUCCCCAGCGCUCCGGUCGCAGCCUCCCCCGCCGCACCCCCGCUGCCACUGCCCAGCCAGCCGGUGCAUUAAAGAUUUAAACC